This is a messenger RNA of Candidula unifasciata, 1394 nucleotides long. NCBI's taxonomy places the organism in Eukaryota, Metazoa, Mollusca, Gastropoda, Stylommatophora, Geomitridae. The record is from the annotation of a GenBank genome assembly.
GAUGUGUACAUCCGUACAUCAAAGGCUGCUCUUGCCAUCAGUGGCCGGACCUUAGUACUAGUCCUCGAUGGUUCAGACCCUGUAACGUAUAACUUCACAGACUUCAAAACAUCAGCUAAAAUUGGUGACAUUACAAUAAACUACGACGAAAACAGAGGAUCCCUUUAUAUUACAAUUGUAAUUGAAAAUGAACCAGUACGUAUUCGCCGUGAUGAUAACGGACCAGUACUUAUCUCAAUGAAAACAAGUUCUCAAUUUGCCGGGAAAACGGAAGGAGGAUGCGGCAAUCUGAACAGUAACUGCGGGCAAGGACUUAAGACUUGUAAACCGGAAGAUCUGAAAUCAGCUAAUGCUGCCUGUGCACCCCUUUAUGAUUUUAAGAGCUGUCACGAUGCUGUUCCUGUGGAGAGUUACCUAGGAACCUGUUUGCAAGUCUUCUGCACGGAUCUGUACGAAACAAACCUUACUGCAGCCAUGGAGUCUGUCUGUUCAUCAUUUGAACAAUACCAAACCGAAUGCGUUAUAGCAACCAAGAAAAUGUAUCCUUGGCGAAAUGCAACUCUGUGUCCACCUAAGUGCUCACCAGACAAAGUGUUCAACGCCUUGAUUGAAAACAAGUGUCAGCCGACAUGUGGCAUUUUGCCAGAGUCCUCAAAUAACAAAGGCUGCAAUGUUGAGCCUUAUGGUGGUUGUGUGUGUGCUCAAGGUUAUUCAUUAGAUAGGGGCAACUGUGUCCGAAGAGAGGAAUGUCCAUGCCGAGCAAGUGAUAACAAAUAUUACAAUGCAUCACAGAAAUUUAACGUCCCUGGAACAUGUGAUGUCUGCACCUGUGACGUAGGUGGCCAAUGGAAAUGCAAUGAGACUUUGCCAACCUGUUAUGGCUCUUGCUCUGUUUAUGCUGGCAGGUUUAUCAUGCCAUUUGAUUACAACGUUUACAAAAUCAACAAUCCGUGCGGACGUUUGACACUUGUAGAGUAUGGCAACAUUACUGUGACGCUUGAAACAACCACAACAAGUGAUCGCAAAUCAACGAUAAACACUCUGAGAAUAAACGUGGACGGAACAGAGACGACUAUUCAAACUACAUUAGCUGGAGCCACAACACAGAAUGCACUAACUCCCAGAAUAGUAGCAGGGCAAAUUACCAAUAAUUAUUACUUUGUUGACGUUGAUGGCGGAACACUUCGCAUAUACAUCACUAGGGAAGGAUUGUAUUACAUUAGAGUAGACACAUCAAUCUUUGCAAAGAAGGUUACUGGUGCAUGUGGUGAUUUCGACGGUGUUAAAGAAAAUGAUUUUAUGAACAAGGACAAUUCUGGUGUUAGUGGCCAAGAAUUCAUUGCAAUUCAAGGAGCGUGCCCAACUGCUGAAUAUCAGGACGUGUCAACUUUAAG